Talaromyces stipitatus ATCC 10500 is the source of this 765-nucleotide messenger RNA. RefSeq lists its product as uncharacterized. The record is from RefSeq and is a predicted model, not a curated record. The transcript is spliced from 2 exons. NCBI's taxonomy places the organism in Eukaryota, Fungi, Ascomycota, Eurotiomycetes, Eurotiales, Trichocomaceae. The coding region runs from base 1 to 765 and encodes 254 amino acids.
AUGCAUUUCAACGGACUCGUUCUUGCCUCCCUUGCCACGGCUGCUGUGGCUGCUCCUACCAGCAACGUCUUCAAUGAUGUCUACAACUUCGACGCAACUCUGGAAGAGUUCUAUUCCAGAGUGAGCGCUCACAUUGGACGAUUCGCCGAUGGGCCUCCACCUACCAAUUGUGACUUGUCCAAGGUGUCGGUGCCCUCGUCGUCAUUACCCCCUGCCACUGGUACAUUGAAAUAUGUCGCUAUUGGUCGGGGUACUCAGAACUACACCUGCGCCGACGCUACAGCAGAUACCCUUCCCUCUCAAAUUGGUGCUGUCGCCAACCUCUACGAUGCCUCCUGCAUCGCCGCCAACUACCCAGACCUGCUAGACCUGGCCACCGACAUUGUCCUCAACUUCUCUCUCCCAGCACCCGGUGUCCAGACUCCCCUCGCACCUGCAAAUGUGGAAAUAUUGGGUCACCACUACUUUGAGACGACGACUACGCCAACCUUUAACCUCAAUACUACGCCUGACAAACAGUUUGGAGUGGCACUUACAAGUAAGAAGAACUCAACCACUGCCCCUCAAGGUUCUAUUAUUGGUCAAUUCAAUGUCGGUUACGGUGCUGUCCCUUGGUUGUAUCUUACGAGUAUUACUGGCACUACCGAUGGGAUUACUUCGGUCUACCGAGUGAAAACUGCUGGAGGUGCUGCACCUGCUACUUGUUCCGGUCAACCAGCUGCUUUCCAAAUUCAAUACUCUGCGCAAUAUUUUUUCUAUGUUUAA